Messenger RNA from Nannospalax galili (Upper Galilee mountains blind mole rat), 2681 nucleotides. RefSeq names its product coenzyme Q8A (gene Coq8a). The record is from RefSeq and is a predicted model, not a curated record. NCBI's taxonomy places the organism in Eukaryota, Metazoa, Chordata, Mammalia, Rodentia, Spalacidae. Gene Ontology annotation, cellular component: extrinsic component of mitochondrial inner membrane. Gene Ontology annotation, molecular function: kinase activity. The coding region runs from base 162 to 2111 and encodes 649 amino acids. Gene Ontology annotation, biological process: ubiquinone biosynthetic process. The transcript has 15 exons.
AUGGGAGGGCUCGGGUGUGGGGCGGGCGGCGCCGGGCUUGCGGACGCGGGCGAGGAGGUAAACAGAGUCCCCAGCGUGUGCUGUGUGCUUGCUGUGCAGUGUGCGCGGCGGCGGCGCAUAGCUGACCGAGGAGCCCAGCUUCCUGCAGCCCGCCUUGAAGGAUGGCAGCUAUGAUGGAAGAUGCCAUCAUGGUGGCCAAAGGCCUUGCCAAACUGACCCAGGCAGCUGUGGAAACCCACCUGCAGAACUUGGGCCUUGGUGGGGAGCUCAUCAUGGCAGCCAGGGCCCUGCAGUCCUCAGCUAUGGAGCAGAUCAGCAUGGUCUUGGGGAAGGUGCAGGGUCAGGAUAAGCAUGAAGAGUCAUAUGCCACCGAGAACUUCGAUGACCUGCAAGCCGAGGUCCAGUUCUCAGCACCACAGGCAGCUGGAGCCUCCUCUGACGUCUCUGCAGCCUCUGACUUGGAUCAGGCGAUGCCUUCGCCCCUGGGUCAUGCCCAUAGUGAGGGGCCAGCUCCUGCCUAUGUUGCCAAUGGACCCUUCAGGGAAGCUGGGCUCCCGGGUCAGCCUACCUCCCCUAUGGGAAAAGCCAAUAGGUGGCUCUUUGCAGACCCCAGAGACUUGUUCCUGGUCAGUGGCAUCCAGCAAAGGUUCUUCCACCAGGACCAGUCCUCUGUAGGGGGCCUCACAGCUGAAGACAUUGAGAAGGCCCGUCAGGCCAAGGCUCGCCCUGAUACCAAGCCACACAAGCAGAUGCUCAGUGAGCGGGCUCGGGAGCGGAAGGUGCCAGUUACACGGAUUGGGCGGUUGGCCAACUUUGGAGGUCUUGCUGUAGGUUUGGGCUUUGGGGCACUGGCCGAGGUUGCCAAGAAAAGUCUACGCCCUGAGAGCUCCACAGGGAAGAAGGCUGUGCUGGAUUCCAGCCCCUUCCUGUCAGAGGCUAAUGCGGAACGCAUUGUGAGUACGCUGUGCAAGGUGCGUGGGGCGGCGCUGAAGCUGGGCCAGAUGCUGAGCAUCCAGGAUGAUGCCUUCAUCAAUCCCCACCUGGCCAAGAUCUUUGAGCGGGUGAGGCAGAGUGCUGACUUCAUGCCGCUGAAACAGAUGAUGAAAACCCUCAACACCGACCUGGGCCCCCACUGGAGAGACAAGCUGGAGUACUUUGAGGAGCGGCCCUUUGCAGCUGCUUCCAUUGGGCAGGUGCACUUGGCCCGUCUGAAGGGUGGCCGUGAGGUGGCCAUGAAGAUCCAGUACCCUGGAGUGGCCCAGAGCAUCAACAGUGAUGUCAACAACCUCAUGGCUGUGCUGAACAUGAGUAACAUGCUUCCAGAAGGCCUCUUCCCUGAGCACCUGAUUGAUGUGCUGAGGCGGGAGCUUGCCCUCGAGUGUGACUACCAGCGGGAGGCUACCUAUGCCAAGAAGUUUAGGGAGCUGCUGAAAGAUCACCCCUUCUUCUGUGUGCCUGAGAUUGUGGAUGAGCUCUGCAGUCCCCACGUGCUGACCACUGAGCUAGUGACAGGCUUCCCCCUGGAUCAGGCGGAAGGGCUGAGCCAGGAAGUCCGGAACGAGAUCUGCUACAACAUCCUGGUGCUGUGCCUGAGGGAGCUGUUCGAGUUCCAUGUCAUGCAGACUGACCCCAACUGGUCCAAUUUCUUUUAUGAUCCUCAGCAGCAUAAGGUGGCUCUCCUGGACUUUGGGGCAACUCGGGAAUAUGACAGAUCCUUUACUGACCUUUACAUUCAGAUCAUCCGGGCUGCUGCUGAUAGGGACAGGGAGGCAGUGCUGCAGAAAUCCAUAGAGAUGAAGUUCCUCACUGGCUACGAGGUCAAGGCCAUGGAGGAUGCACACCUGGAUGCCAUCCUCAUCUUAGGGGAAGCCUUUGCCUCAGAUGAGCCCUUUGAUUUUGGCACCCAGAGCACCACUGAGAAGAUCCAUAACCUGAUCCCUGUCAUGCUGAAGCACCGUCUCAUCCCACCACCGGAGGAAACCUACUCCCUGCACCGCAAGAUGGGUGGCUCCUUCCUCAUCUGCUCCAAGCUAAAGGCCCGCUUUCCCUGCAAGGCCAUGUUUGAGGAGGCCUACAGCAACUACUGCAGAACAAAGGCUGGGCUACAGUAGUCAGGGGCCAGGUGACCUGGGAGCUACACCUUCCUGCAGGCCCAGGCAAGCCUGGAGGGUGGCUGGUUGAGCAGGAGCCGGUGUGUACGGGGCGCUGGUUACCUUAAGAGUCAGCAGCCACAGGAGACCCCACUGUUGCCUCUGAACUGUGCAGACACAAAGGCACGCUUCUUUCGCCACCUCCUCCCUACCGCAGUGUUCACCAGGAAUGAGGAGCGAACGGAAAGAGAAGCCAGCAUGGCAGUGUCAGGGUCUAGUCAGCCGUGUAGAAUGGAGCUGUUUCUAGUGAGCUUUGUGUCCCUACCCCUGCCCUUCGUAGUCCCAGCUUGUGGCCUGUAGCCAGGAGAAUGUCUGAACAGUAGCCUGGUCCUGUGCAGACAGCCAUGCUGGCUGGGUCUCAGUGUGGACAGCACAGCCCCUUUGCAAGAGCAGCACUCCAGUGUGCUCCUAGAGAGGCAGUUACUACCCAGUCCCAGGGCAUCAGCACAGGCUCUGAAUGUAUUUACAUCUUAUAAUUAUCACAUUUACUUCCAUUCAAUAAGAAAAAAUAAAGUGCUUUAGAGACAGGCA